AAACUGGUAAACUUGACCGUGCUUUUCAAGAAUAGAUACGGCAUGCUACUUAAUCCGAACUCACGUAGAUAUUAACAUUUUGGAAAGAUAGCUGGAGAUGGCGGCCGUCCUGUUGCAGGCUCUGGAGCGGGCGGAGUUGAACAAACUCCCCAAGGGUGUCCAAAACAAGUUGGAGAAGUUUGUAACGGAGCUACAGAACGCUAACGAGGCGCUCCUAACUCAACAGGAGCGAUUCAAAACAGACAGUGAACAGCAGUACUUUGACAUUGAGAAAAAAUUUGGGGAAAGUCAGGAACAGAUCCUGUCUGUCACUAGAGAGCUGCAGACAAUUAAGGAGGAAAAUAAAAAGCUAAAUGAAGAGCUGAAUGCUCUAAAGGGAAUUGAAGGGGACAUUCCUGAAGAUAAAACCCAGCAACAGCAGCCCAAAUCCAAGUAUGAGCUUGAGGCAGAAAAAAGAGAACUGGCACGGCUGCUGGAGAAAAGAACUCAAGAGGUGGAGAACUUGACUGAAGAUACAAAGCGGCUGAAUGAAAAACUGAUGGAGACAAACAAAGCCAAAGUGGACUUGCAGUUUAAACUGGAUGAGGUCCAGUCCUCUGAGACCUCUUUGCAGCACCGAGAGAAGCGUAUACAGCAGGAAAAGGAGCUGCUGGAUAAAAAAAACGAGUGGUUAUCUGCGGAACUCAAGAGCAAAACUGAGGAGCUGCUGAGCACUAACAGAGAAACAGGCAAAAAGAUUCUGGAGCUCCAGGGUAAUGUGAAAAGCAAGACCGAGCAGGUGAACCAACUCGAAAGUCAACUCAGUUGUUUGAAGCAGUCCAGUGAAAACCAGCAUAAACGAGCUGAAGACCUCAACAACAAACUGAAACGGGCUAAAGAUGAACUGAGUACCAUGGAUGAGAAAUACCAGAAUGAGCUUAAUGCUCAUGUCAAGUUGUCUUCUCUCUACAAGGGAGUAGCGGCAGACAUGGAAACUAACAAUCAAGAACUGAACAGAGCAGUGGAGGAACUGAGCAAAUUGGUUAAAAACACUGCAGAAGCUAACAACAUGCUGGAAAAGAAGCUGGCUGAUGCAGAGGAGCAGAAAAAACAGUUAGAGGCAGAACUUGGAGAAAAGAUCAAGAAAAUGGAGAAGGAGCUGGAAAACUCUCAGAUGAAGGCAUCUGGAAAAUAUUGCUGUGCACUCUCACUGACUGAGGAGCAACUGGAAUCGAUGUGUCCGUCUGCAGCCGCCAUUUCUGGAAUUGUCAAGCCUGGCAUGAAGUUCUUCGAUCUUUAUAAUGCAUAUUCUGAGUGUCAGACUCAGCUGCAGCUUGAGAAGCAGGAGACCAGAAGGGUGAGCAAAGUGUUGAAUGAGGUUAUCCAAGAGGUGGAGUCCAAAGCACCUAUUCUCAGACGUCAGAGGGAGGAGUAUGAGACCAUGCAGAGUUCAGUGGCCUCCCUAUGGAACAAACUGGAGCACGCUCAAGCGGAUAUAUACACUUUACAGAAAGAGAAAGAAGAGGCCAGGCAACAAUGUGACGGCUUGGAAAAGGACAAGUUGAGGACAGAGGGACUGUUGGAUGAUACCUCUACACAAGUGUGUGCAUUGCUGGUAGAACUCGAGGAAGCGCGUGGUCAUCAAGUGAGCAAAGACUAUGGCGGUUCCUCUAAUACACCAGGCCAGGUUGUCAGGCCGUACCAGAUUUCCUUCAGUAGUGUAGAGGAGCUCCAGACACAAAACAGAAACCUGCUGGAAAGGCUGAGGAAACAAGAAGAAGAGAACACAAGGCAGCAAACCCAUACAACAUCAGAACGUGUGUCAGAGUUGGAGACCAGUGUAGAUAAACUUCAGAAGGAGGUGGAGCAGCUGAGAGAGCAGAGGAACCAACAAAAGCAACUUGCUGACUCCAAUGCUAGACAAAGAGACAUGUACAAAGCCCUGUUAACCCAGAGCACUGGCUUCAAUCUGCUAUCUCAAGAUUUUUCCUAUCCGCCACCUGUUCGGCCAUCACUCCCAGUAACUCGCUCUUCGCCUCAAAGAGCAGCUGGUGCUGCUGAAGCUGUGCAAACUGUUCAGGCUAAAACUGCAUUAAAACAGCUAAAUGACGCCUUCACCCUGUAUAAGAAAGAAAAGGCAGAGAACGACAGAAUGUUGAAUGACUCUCAUGAUAGACUGGAGAGGCAGCUGACUGAGGUUCGCUCCACAAAUGCAAAAUUGAUUUCCCAAUUGGAGUUUAGCAACAAGAGGUAUGAGAUGCUCCAGGAGACUGUCACAGCAUUUCGAAGAGAGACGUCAGCCCUCCAGGACAGGAACCAAAAAAUGGCUGCGAUGGUGCAAAGGCAUGAGCACAUCAUCCACUCUAUGAGCCAGGAUCUGCGGCAAGCUAAUGAAAAACUGGCACUUGAGGAGGUACGCGUUGAGAACUUGACUAAAGAGAGAGACAUGUUAAAACAAGCAGAGAGUCGAUUUAAUCGAGAGAAAGAGGCCAUGCUGGCAGAGCAACGUAACCAAAACCUACUACUCACCAAUCUCAAGACCAUACAGUUAACUAUGGAGCGUACAGACACAGACAUUCGUCAACAACUAAACAGUAAAAUUGAGAAUUUGGAAACAGAAUUGGCCUCAAUGAAGACUCGGCUGGAGCAGGAAGUAGCUCAGAGGCAUACCCUUGGACGUAAUAUGGAUGCUCAGUUGGUUGAAGCUAAAAAACAACUUGAGACACAGAACACGUUGCAGCAGAAGACUAGAGAUUUAUUGAAGAACUCUGAACAGCAAGUGACUGCGCUGAAGGCUCAACUGGCUUCUGUCUCAUCUGAGGGUGUGAGCACUCCAGCAACCAGAGCGGCAACUCUAAGAACACCUGUCAGAGUGCGCUCUCCAGUUCAAAGUACUCAGCAUCCUGGCCUGACCGAACUGGCUGAAGUCAAAGCUAAUCUAAAUGCUGCAGAGGAACAGAAACACAAACUAGCGGAGCAGCUAAAAAAUGCUAAUGCAAAUGUUGAGCAGUACAGAGCUGUGGUUCUGACUUUGGAGGACAGUCUGAAGAAUGAGAGAGAGCAACGCUCUCCCCUUGAAAUGCGACUCAAGGAGUCAGAAGACAUCCAGAAGCAGCUGGAAAAUAGAAUAUUGGAGGUGGAGAAAAAGAAUCAGCAAGCGCAAGAGGAGAGGAAGAAGGCUUUGGACACAGUUGAGAAACAAGUGAGUGACCUGCAACGUAGUCUGAAAGCCAGUCAAGCUGAGCAGCAGGAGGCACUGGCAAGAGCUACGAAAGCUGUCACUCUUGAGCAGAAGGCCAUACAAGAGAGCCUGCUGCAGACUAAGCAAGCUGUGGAGGCUCAAGCUAAAUACGAGCGAGAGCUGAUGCUUCAUGCUGCAGAUGUGGAAGUCCUCAAGGAGUUAAAGAAAACAUUGCAACAAGAGACAACACUGAAGAGAGAGAGGGAGGAGCAACUCAACAAGGUCAACUCACUGUUACAAGAGAAAACUGAAAGCUGGACCAUUUUGGAGAAGCAACUGAAGGAUCAAUUGGCUUGUCAGAAUCAUCGCUAUGAAGAGCUGGGGAUUCAGAACACUCUGCUGCACCAACAGAUGGAUGAAAUGGCGGCAAGGACUCGUCAACAGCAACCACAGCAGGAGUUUGACCUCUCAUUAACUGAGGAAGGGAAGACGCUUGAGCAGAUACAAGAAAUACUCAGGUUUGUGCGGAAAGAGAAGGAGAUUGCUGUCGCCAGAUGUGAGGCCUCUGAAGGAGAAGCUAUCCGCUGCAAACAGCGAAUAGAACAUCAAAACCAGGAACUUAAAGAGCUUCAGGAAUCUCUUAAUGCUGAGAGAGAGAAGCUGCAGACCACAUUGAAGACCCUUGGUCAUAAAGAGGCGCAGCUGAAAAACAUGGGAAAUAUCAGCACUAUCCAAGAGACCAACAAGAUGCUGAAAAUGGAGAGGGACAAACUGGAACAGGAGUUACAACAAGCACAGGCAAAGAUAAAGAAACUGGAAUCCAACAUCAGCCCACUGCAUGAGUCAUUGUCUCAGCUUUCUGACCGAAAUGGCUCUCUGCAAGCUGAUAAAAGGUUGUUAGAAGAAGAUAUCAAACACUUGAAAGCCAAAAUACAGCAACUUAUUAGUCUGCAGAAAGAUGGUGAUGUUGAGGAAAAACAAAAACUCACUUCCGAGAGGGAGGCACAGCAGAGGCGAAUCUCCCAGCUUGUUGAAGAGACAGCCAAGCUGAAGACUGAGCUAGCCAGAUCCAGCACCACCACAAACUCAGCCCAGUCUCAGGUGAAAAGCCUCAGAGAAUCUUUGACCCGCUUAACAGCAGAGAAAGAGACACUGAAAAAAGAAAUCGGAACAAAAAACAGUGAUAUUUUAGAGAAGAAUAAGACCAUCACACAGGUGAAGAAGAUAGGACGCCGGUACAAGACCCAGUAUGAAGAGCUUAAAGCCCUGCAUGAUAAGCUUUUGGAAGAAACUACAGCUAAAAAUCAAGGUGAAGCAAGUCAGGUAGAGCAGCAGGAUGUCAUGAAAAGCCAAGAGGAGCUAAACAAGGUCAAAGCGGAGCUCAAUGCUUUAAAGGAGGCCAUGCAGGAAGCCAGAAACUCUCAGCAGGAGCUUCAGAAUGCACAGGAGGAAAACCAGCAGACCAAGGAAAAGUUUCAGGAAAUCCAAAACCAAUUAACACAGAACCAAAUUCAUCUUACACAGGUUCAAUCGCAAUUGGCCCAGACACAGGCACAGUUGCAACAGAGUCAGAAAGAGCUCCAACAAGCCAAGACUCACACACAGCAGAUACAAAACCAACUGAGAUCAUCUCAGUGUCAGGCUCAGGCCCGUCAAAACCAGAUUCAACGGAUGCAGAAAGAGCUCCAGCAGGCUAAAGAUUCCCACCAGCAAAACCUGACCACUCAUAAAAAACUGCAAGAAACCCACCAAGAGGACCUUAACAAUCUUAAAAUGUCUUUGAGCCAAGCAGAGAGUCAGGUGUCUGAGCUCCAGGGCCAGGUGGACACGCUGCAUAAAAUGAUUUCUGGUCAAGAAACAGAAAAUAAACACCUUCAAGAACAGCUAAAAGAAGUAAAACAAGCCAAUGAAACUCUCAGAGUUGCACAGACAAACCAGAACCUGUCUAUCCAGGCCAGUAAUGACAAUACUACAACUGAUACAAAUCUGUCCUUACAAGAGGAGCUUACAAAACUCAGAGAGGAGCUGUCUGAGAGCAAGCACAAGGAGGAACAGCUCAAACAGCAGAUAGCUGAUAAAGAAGAGAAGACUAAGAAGGCCUUUGUUGGAGCCAAGACCAAAAUAAACCAGCUUAAUUCUGCAAAAGAGAAUCUGAGCAAGGAGGUGGAACACCUCAAACAGAGUAAGGAGGAACUAGAGGUAAGAAUGAACGCCCUAAAGUCCCAGUAUGAAGGAAGACUUCUUCGCCUUGAUCGGGAACUGAGGGAGACUCAAACUCACACUGAGUGCAGAGACGAAACCCAGGACCAAAGUGGAUCUAAGGUGGGUGAUCAGAACAGGUCUGUAGACCAAAGACAGAUCUCUCUGAAGAGUGCAGCCCAGGACAGGAGCAGCUCUAGCUUGUCUGAAACGCCCACUGCCAAUAUCCGCCCCACUCCAAGUACUCAGUCUACUAGCAACAAACCAACCCCAUCCCCUGGGAGCAAGUCAACACCCCGUGCCAGCAUCCGACCUAUGGUCACCCCACCAACUGUCCCCAUCCCAACACCCACUGCCACUGUAAUGCCAACCACACAGACUGAGAGCCAAGAGGUGUUGAUGCCUGCAGGAGCGACUGGUCCUACUGUCAUCACCAGUCUUAACACACCCUCAUCUGUCACGCAACCAAACAGCACACAGACUACAGCAUUUGUCCAGCCCACUCAGCAGCAGCAGGCCUCUUCUCAGGAUGUAGGCAGCAGUAUAGACACAGAGCGGCCAUCUACAUCCGCCUCCGUGGUUGGAGCAUCAAGUUCAAAGAGAAGUAGAGAGGAUGAUGUGGAGGAAGAGGAUAUCAGACCAGAGAGUUCCUUCACCUCGACAACUGCAAAAAAGCUGAGAGUGAGACAAACUGUGACACUGCCGAUGGAAGAUGAUGAGGAGAUAGAAGAUCUAAGGGAUGAAGGUGAAAUGCAAGAUUCGCCUGAUAAUAGUCAGGAGCUUCCAGAAGAUAGUUUUCCUGUUAUCCCUGAAGAUGACGACGUACAAGAGGAAGACAUGUCCCAGUCAGUCCCUUCAGAUCGGGCAUCCCCUCACGACUCGGGUCUAACCCGUGAAGUUAUUAAAACUGACAGCGAAAGCCCUGAGAACACGGGUGAGAAACCAGAAACCACAGGUGAAGAGGAAGAAGAGGGUGAAGAAGAGGGAGAGAAUAAACUGGACGAGGCAGAGGAAGAUGACGACGAUGAGGAGGAGGAAGAUGCAAGUAACCUUGCUUUGAAGGAAGGAGAGGAAAGCAAUGAGGAAGAUGGGGUUGCAGAAGGACAAGAGCCAUCAGUUCCCACCAUUGCUGAGGAGAAUGACUCCCAGUGUCCCCCUGAACCAUCCCACAGCAGUGAAGUGAGCAGCAACGCCGAGUCGGAAUCCCAAAGAGAAGCUGUCCACAUCCCCCCGACCCCUUCCCCUUCAACACCUUGCCCUUCCUCUUCUUCUCUCACACUUCGCCUACCCCAACCUCGAAGGCCCCCACACUCUCUUCCACCGCGACUGUACAUCCAACCCCCAUCUUCAGAGCUAGGACCCCCCCACAUGCAGAGACAGUCAUCUCAACUUCGACGACAAUCAGUUGGCCGAGGACCACAGCUGACUCCCGGAAUAGGCAGUAUGCAACAUUUCUUUGACGAUGAUGACAGGAUGGUUCCAAGCACUCCUACCUUGGUUGUCCCUCACCGUACUGAUGGCUUUGCUGAAGCUAUACACUCUCCUCAGGUUGCAGGUCUGUCCACAAGGUUUAGAUUUGGACCUCCUGAAGAUCUGCUGCCUCAGACCUCAGCAUCACACUCAGACCUGGGACAACUGGCCUCUCAAGGAGGUCUGGGCAUGUAUGAGUCUCCACUGUUCCUUGCUGCUCAUGAGGAGGAUGGAGGAGGAAGAAGUGUCCCCACAACACCUUUGCAGGUGGCUGCACCUGUGACCGUCUUUACAGAGUCUCUGCCCUCAGACAGCGUGGACAACAUGGCAUCCCAAUCUGUUCCCAUGGUAACUGCCUCGACGGGGAUGUCUGCGCCUGGUGAGGAUGUUGAUGAGGUCUUCAUUGAACAAGAAGAAGGUCCUACUGCUGAAGUUUCUUUAGACAGCCACGCUGACAUGGAAACAGGAGGACAGCAGAGUGAAGAUGCAUCACUUCCAUCCACCAGUCAAGACCCAGAUUCCUCCACAAUUUUCAACACAUUGAGCAACACUAGUGGUGUCACUCAGAGGCGCACAGUGACCAGUCAACCUGUGAUGAGCACCCCACUCAGCAGAGGAUCCAGAGGAAGGGGCGAAGGACGCAUGCUGAUCAGCCGCAGAGGGACAAUUGGUCGCUCAAGAGGAGGAUCAGGGAGAGGGAGUGCCAACUAAAUAUCAGUUCACUCAAACCACACCUGCCAUCCAAUGAAGAAUCAAGACAAAUACAUUAUGAGGAUCAAUGUAUUCUUGAGUUUGUCACGCUAUUGACAAAUUUGUGAGAUCAUAUGUGAUCUUUAUUGUAUAUUCAGUGGUCUUGUGAUUUUGGCAUCAGAGCCAGUGUUUUUUUUGUGUGCAUUGUUUAAUGCUUUGCAGUUGUUAUAAUUUUAUUAGUCCUAUUUUAUAAAAAAAUACCAUGAUCUCCUAAUAAAAUUUAUAACAAGAA
Syngnathoides biaculeatus (alligator pipefish) is the source of this 7811-nucleotide messenger RNA. RefSeq names its product nucleoprotein TPR-like. Gene Ontology annotation, cellular component: nuclear pore. Gene Ontology annotation, molecular function: structural constituent of nuclear pore. Gene Ontology annotation, biological process: protein import into nucleus; mRNA export from nucleus. The transcript is spliced from 55 exons. NCBI's taxonomy places the organism in Eukaryota, Metazoa, Chordata, Actinopteri, Syngnathiformes, Syngnathidae. The coding region runs from base 98 to 7540 and encodes 2480 amino acids. The record is from RefSeq and is a predicted model, not a curated record.